This is a messenger RNA of Brachypodium distachyon (stiff brome), 2516 nucleotides long. RefSeq names its product pentatricopeptide repeat-containing protein At1g31920. Gene Ontology annotation, molecular function: protein binding; RNA binding; zinc ion binding. Lineage: Eukaryota; Viridiplantae; Streptophyta; Magnoliopsida; Poales; Poaceae. Bases 501 to 2369 code for a protein of 622 amino acids. Gene Ontology annotation, biological process: RNA modification. The transcript is spliced from 2 exons. The record is from RefSeq and is a predicted model, not a curated record.
CACGUCUCUGUUCCUCCUGUAAAACGGCAGCCGAAGGACUGCACCUGAGAUGCUCCUUCCGUCUGCUCCCGUUUCCUUCUACCCCGAGAUGAACGGCGAGGGAUUGUAGCAGCAGAGUACUCGAGACCAUUCCCACCUCACCAAGUUGGCUGACCAUGGACCUUAUCCUCGCCCUAAUCAUGUCGUCAUGGCAUCGUGCCAUCGACUCUGCCUGGCUGCCAUUUGUUCGCUCCAACUUUUGGAUGACACUCCGCAGCUCAAGAAAAUCCCGGCACCGCUUUUCAGCCACGAAAUCUUGCGACGUGAGACCCCACCGUCCCGCUCAGUUCCAUCUCCAUUGCACUGAGUAAAAAACGAGGAAGCCGAGUGAUUUUUACUCCUUGCCGUAACCAAUUCCUGUGGACACCGGUGCUCCAUGUAGCCAUCCGUUGCAAUCGCGAGAAUGGUGGUCUCAUUCUCGUAGCCCCCCGCGUGCCGUCCCGCACGCCGAUGGUCGUAGCAUGGUGGGAGGUCUAGUGCUCCCCCAGCCGCAGCACCACCAGGUCGCCACGCCAAGAACCAACCCCCCGGCUGCGCCGGCGCCGGCAUCGGAGCAGAUCAGGCUGAGGGAGCAGGCGCCAUGGCCAUGCCGCCCCAGCACCAAGCCGGUCCCGGCGCGGGGCCUGGACGAGGUCAGGAAGGCGCACGCGCGGCACGUCAAGCUCGGCCUCGACCGCUCCCCGCGGCACGCGCGGCCGCUACUCGCCGCGUGCGCGCUCGGGUCGUGGCCGGGCGGCAUGGAGUACGCGGCGGCCAUCUUCGCGGCGCUCGACGAGCCAGAGGCCUUCGACUACAACACCCUGAUGCGCGGCCACGUCGCCCACGACGACCCCGCGGCCGCGCUUCGGCUCUACGCCGCCAUGCUGGAGCAGGGCGUCGAGCCCGACCGCUACACGUUCCCGUUCGUGCUCAAGGCGUGCGCGCGGCUCGCGGCCUCGGGGCAAGGGAGGCAGCUCCACGGACACGUCGCGAAGCUCGGGUUCUCCCAGCACGACGAGCACGUGGGCAACAGCCUUAUCAGCUUCUACGGCAGGUGCGGCGAGCCGGAGCUGGCUCGCCGCGCGUUCGAGCAGAUGGAGGCCGAGGAGAGCACGACGGCGGCUUCCUGGAGCGCGCUGCUGGCCGCGUACACGAGGGCCGGGCUGUGGGCUGACUGCCUCGAUUCGUUCGGUGCCAUGGCGCGCGCCGGGGGGAGGCCCGAGGAGAGCUCCAUGGUGAGCGCGCUCUCGGCGUGCGCGCACCUGGGUGCCUACGACGUCGGCCGGAGCAUCCACUGCGCGCUGCUGAGGAACACCGUGGCGCUGAACACGUUCAUGGAGACGUCCCUGGUGGACAUGUACGCCAAGUGCGGCUGCAUCGACAAGGCCUCGGCGGUGUUCGACGCGAUGGACGGCAAGAACGAGUGGACGUACAGCGCCAUGGUGUCCGGCCUCGCGCUGCACGGGGACGGCCUGAAGGCGCUCCAGGUGUUCGACGCGAUGGCCAGGGAGGGCCACAAGCCCGACGAGGCCGUGUACGUCGGCAUCCUGAACGCCUGCAGCCGGUCCGGACUGCUCGAGGAAGGGCUCCGUUGCUUCGACCGGAUGCGGCUGGAGCACAAGGUGGCACCAAACGCGCAGCACUACGGCUGCAUGGUGGACCUCAUGGCUCGCGCGGGCAGGCUGGACGACGCGCGCGCGCUCAUCGGGAGCAUGCCCACGGGGCCGACGGACGCGGCCUGGAGGAGCCUGCUCAACGCGUGCCGGAUCCACGGCAACGUCGAGCUCGCCGAGCGCGCGCUCCAGGGGCUGUCCGGCAUCGGCGCCGUGAACGCCGGGGACUACGUGAUCCUCGCGGACAUGCACGCCAGGACCAAGAACUGGGACGCGGCGGCCGCGCUCCGGACGGAGGCGGCGAACAGGGGCCUGGCGCAGGCGCCGGGGUUCAGCGCGGUCGAGGUGCACGGCAGGGCGCACCGGUUCGCGUCGCAGGACAGGUCGCACCCUCGGACGGCCGAGAUCUACGAGAUGCUCCACCAGAUGGAAUGGCAGCUCCGGUUCGAGGGCUACGAGCCCGACACGUCGGAGGUGGCCCUGACGCGGGACGCCGGCGAGGAGGAGAAGCGGCGCGCGGUCGCCGCGCACAGCCAGAAGCUGGCAAUGGCGUUCGGCCUGCUUAGCACGCCGGAAGGGACUCCCGUGAGGGUCGUCACCAACCUCCGGAUGAGCAAGGAGUGCCACGCGUACAGCGCGCUGAUAUCGGAGAUCUUUGGGAGGGAGGUCGUCGUCAGAGACCGGAACCGGUUCCACCGGUUCAGGCGUGGCGCCUGCAGCUGCAGAAACUAUUGGUAGUCCCGAUUUGGAACUUUGGAUUGUGGUGGGAUGGUGUAAAUAUGGGAGUAUCAUGCAAGUCAUUAUAUGGUGCGGAUAUGUGCACUAUAACACAUUGAUUAAUCAAAAAUUUCAACAGAAAAAGAGAGAUUUCUUGUCUGUCGAUAA